This is a messenger RNA of Aspergillus steynii IBT 23096, 1065 nucleotides long. RefSeq lists its product as uncharacterized. Bases 1 to 1065 code for a protein of 354 amino acids. The record is from RefSeq and is a predicted model, not a curated record. Lineage: Eukaryota; Fungi; Ascomycota; Eurotiomycetes; Eurotiales; Aspergillaceae. The transcript has a single exon.
AUGGUGCUUCUGACAUCCUCCACUGUCUCAGUCAUUCUGUCGACAGGGGUGAUCUCCAUCUUCACCGUCCUCCUCUUUCUCUCCGGAUACACGCUGCAGCAGCAAUCCGUCCGAAACAUCCAGCAUGCGCUUCGCCCUCCUGCACCCCUCGAGCCCAAGAUAGGCCACGGAUCAGCAGGAUCGUCAUUCCAGGGCACAAAGCGAAGCCUCUUGUUCGAUCUAGUCUCCGACGACGACGCAGACGAUGCUUCCUCCGCGCCGCACUCCCCCACCGGCGGGAACUACGCCUAUCUCCAACUUCUAUCAACCCCAGAUCCAUCCAACAUCUGCUCCGCCAUUCUGUUCUUCAAGCAGCUCGCAUCCAACGGCACCACCGUCCAAGAUCGCCUCUUCAUGUACCCACAGGAAUGGGACAUGAUGUCAGCCAGCCAGCUCUCCGAGCCCGUCUCGACAGCGCUGUCCCUGCUGCGCGACGCCAGCCUCAAAUACGGCAUCUGGCUGCUCCCCAUCGACAUGACGGCCGCCUCCUCCGCCGGAUACGCCACCACAGACACGAAGCUGCUGCGUCUCGGCCAGAUCCAGUUCAUGCAGUAUGACAGCGUCCUGUACGUCCAGACCCCCGGGAUGCUGCUCGACACGGGGAAACUGGACGACGUGCUGCUCUCGAGACCCCUCCCCUUGCGCCAUGACAAGUCCCGCCCCGAGUCGUUCAACAACGACGCCUGGAUCCCCAUGCCGUUGCGGGCCGACCGCGACGCCACCCUCCCGCCUGUGUACCUGAUCACCGUCAAUAAUGUCGGCAGCGGGCAUAUCGAGGCGCGCGGCCAUGUGCCUAACGUUGCGCUGUCGGGCUUUGGCGAGUUGGUCACGGGUCCCUGGGGAGCGCAGUCUGCGCAGGAAGACGACUAUGAUGUGGAGAAGCAGCCGGGGUAUGUCUUCUUCGAGCAUGACGAUGAUGGCCAUGUGAAGUGGGCGAAGAACCCGCUGUUUGGAUCCUGGAGGGCCGGGCAGUAUGAAGUAUGCGAGGGGCUGGAUUUUGACGAUGUGCAUGAUGAUGAUUUGUAG